Molecule: messenger RNA, 3267 nt
Organism: Desarmillaria tabescens
Lineage: Eukaryota; Fungi; Basidiomycota; Agaricomycetes; Agaricales; Physalacriaceae
Exons: 5
Coding region: 116-3148 (1010 amino acids)
Biological process (GO): intracellular sterol transport
Cellular component (GO): mitochondrion; plasma membrane; endoplasmic reticulum-plasma membrane contact site
Molecular function (GO): sterol binding; sterol transfer activity
Source: RefSeq, a predicted model, not a curated record
AUUCAGCGAAGGCUGUAUGAUGUCACGGUAACGGCGUGACAGAGAAUUUGGACGCGGACAUUGGACCCGGGCGUCGUUUGUUCUUCAUACUCGUCAUUGGAUUCAGGUAAUCGCAAUGGCGCCCAACUUUUUCUCAAAGCUGGUCAAGUCGCCCACUUCCACGCAUAGUCGUGAUCGUUCCUUCGACUCCCACCAGUCACCUUUCCCCGCCCCUCGCAGCCGAACUUCAUCUGCUAUCAGCGCGACCGCGUCUCCGUCCGGGAGCUUCAUUCCAUCCAGUUCACCGGUCAAAAAGUCAACGAGCAGCCAGGCCUCAAGAAUAAAUACCGGUCAGCCUAAUGGGUCGCUGCAGGACGUCAACCCGAGUGUUAUGGUUGUACCGCCGUCGCCGAGCUCAACUUCGGGCGAUACAAGCAAAGAGAAGGAAAAUGGCAUUACCAAUGGUAGCAAUGGUAUGGAUGGUAGUGCGAGCAUUGCAAACAAUAGCGCUCGUCGUCGAACACCUUCAUCGCCUUCAAAACUGCCGUCUGCACUGCCAGUACCCCCGACUACGGCUGAGCCUGCGACUACAUCGUCAAAGACGGCCCCCGCUUCCCAAUCACGACCUCCAUCACGUCCAAAUACGGCUUCAUCUUCAAAAUCCAACCUUCGCGAAGCCUUCGCAGCUGCUUUUACGAAAGAUACCACCUCCACGACGCCGCCUUUGCCUGCUGGCGGGACACUGGCUGCCCCAUUUACCCCCGAGAUACACCGAAAAUCAUCCAACAAAUCCCUGAAAAACGUACCUCCACCGCCACCCAUAUCCACUAUCCAUUCCAGAGCCGCCACGACACCGAAUCUCAGUCUUGGAGAUGUCAAGGACAAUCCGCCGGGUCAAAAUACAGAUGAUGCUUCCAAGGCGGCCCUUGUGGAAUCACCUACGUCAAUAACGAUGCCUGAAAUUCCAGAAAAUUCACGAGCAAAUACGGGGCCAGUAGUAACGAAUGAAAAGACGUUCCUUGCCGCGUCUCGAGACACUGACGCCACAUCAGUUAACUCCGUGAUCACACCACAAAAUGGCCAGAAUCAGAAGAAGCCGGCAAGCCGGCCAUGGAAACGCCCCUCUUCAAAACCAACAGGUCUCGCGAGCGCCAUCGCUGCCUCUGGUUUGGCAAUGGCCAACCCCGUUCUUUCAGCACCCCACCAGGUUCAUAUCAGUCCUCCUGCCCAAAGGAAAGCUUCCUUACCGUCGCCACCUUACCUGAACAGGACAGGUUCGACCUCGUCACAUAACAGGGCAGGAUCGUCUGACUUUUCCCCCAAGUCAAAGCGCUCGUCUACAGCAUCACCAAGGCGCAAGUCGAUGUCAGUUCACAGCGACAUAAAUUCCGAGUAUCCUGAUGACCAGGUCGGUGGGGGACCUGACUAUUACUCAGGACUGGAGGACGAGACCUCAGACGAAGACGAGGGGGAUUCAGAUGAAUCAGACCCUUUGAUGGACUUGGACUUGGGCUCUUCCGACAUACCUGUUACUGGCUUCGCAGUGGCCAGCAGUAGAAGGAAUGCUGACUUUCAUGAGUUAUUCUCUGCCAUACCGGAAGGUGAUUAUUUGAUCGAAGAUUACGGCUGCGCGCUACAACGAGAGAUUCUAAUUCAAGGAAGACUAUACAUAUCCGAAAACCAUAUUUGUUUUCAUGCCAACAUCUUUGGGUGGAUCACAGAUCUCUCUAUACCUAUUUACGAAAUCAUCGCCUUGGAGAAGAAGAUGACCGCUUUUGUGAUACCCAACGCCAUCCAGAUCACGACGCGUCAAGCCAAGUAUAACUUCGCAUCCUUUUUGUCCAGAGACACGACGUUUGAUGUCAUUUACAAUAUCUGGCGCCUUGCUCGGCCUGAAGACACGCAAAGUCUCGGUUCAGGAUCUGUGGAACAACCCGUUGAUCAGAUUAUUGAAGGAACUAUUAUUGGCGGUGGCGUCAAUGGCGAUGCCGUGAUUGUCGGUAAACAAAUUGGAACCGUUCAGAGAAAGGUGACGCAGUGCCAGUGUGGCAAGGACGGGACACAUUACUCUGAGAAGGCUUUGGAGAUGAUUAUACCAGGCACUCCCGAACGGAUAUACAAUCUCAUGUUUGCGAGUGGGUUUAUGAAGGAGUUCUUGGUCGUCGAUCAAAAGCUUAUAGAUAUCCAAGUAUCUGAUUGGGCCCCGAUCGAGCCUGGCUCUAAACUCCUCGCCCGAAACAUGUCGUACAUUAAGCCACUAAACAACAGUGUUGGGCCGAAACAGACAAAGUGCGAAAUUCACGACGAGACUGUGCACUGUGACUUUGAUGAUUAUAUCGUUACUGUCACGACAACACGGACACCAGAUGUUCCUAGUGGCGGUGUCUUUUCAGUGAAGACGAGGACUUGUAUCAUGUGGGCCAGUGCCGUAUCUACUAAAGUGAUUGUGACUACCCAGGUUGAGUGGACUGGAAGGAGUUUCAUUAAGGGUAUCAUCGAGAGAUCAGCCAUUGACGGACAGAAGGUAUAUCAUGCUGAUUUGGAGAAGGCUAUGCGUGCCUAUAUACAAGAGCACCAGUCCGAGUUCGUACCCGAAGGUGUGGAUCCAGCUGCCUUGGCGCUCGUUGAACCUGUUGCUGCUGCGGAUGUCAAGCAACCCACGCUUGAACCCACAUCAGAAAAACAGCGUGAACAUGAACGUAAUCGCCGUGGUCUACAAUGGGCCUGGGACACAUUCGAAGGUGCUGCGUCUGUCGCCAAACAAAGCACUAAAGGUGCUUUGGAGCUCAUUGGAGAUGCUUGGGACCAGUCGUCUUCUACGACCAUCCUGAUUUUCGUUAUCGUGCUUCUGGUUAUCAGCAACAUAUGGACGCUGGCGCGCAUGGGAUACAAAGCCGAAUCUGGGCGACGGAAGGUGUUACAGACAACAGAAGAACGUGAGAAGUGGAUUCACGGUGUAGUCACUGCACUAUGGGAUGAACUGUCAGCCGGGAAAGGUGCUGUCGUUGCGGUAUCGGACGGACAUUUUGAUCCGACGAAGCUCGGCGAUGAGAUUAUUUCGAUGACGAGGAGACUGGAUGAUAUGGAAGAGCGGAUACGACACAUUAAAGAGAACCUCCGGGAUUUGUCGACGGAGGUUUCGGAUGGGGGAUCUGAGACGCUGGAUUAAGGACAGCUCUUUUGGUUUGCUUCUGAUGCUUAUUGCUUUUUAAUUGUUAUUAGGUACUGUGUGGAUCGUGGGUUGUAUGACAUGAACAAUUGAAAUGAUUUUAAAGAAUUCCGCCCCGA